Molecule: messenger RNA, 3556 nt
Organism: Ornithorhynchus anatinus (platypus)
Lineage: Eukaryota; Metazoa; Chordata; Mammalia; Monotremata; Ornithorhynchidae
Gene: ZBTB26
Product: zinc finger and BTB domain containing 26
Exons: 4
Coding region: 569-1897 (442 amino acids)
Biological process (GO): regulation of transcription by RNA polymerase II
Cellular component (GO): nucleus
Molecular function (GO): protein binding; RNA polymerase II cis-regulatory region sequence-specific DNA binding; DNA-binding transcription factor activity, RNA polymerase II-specific
Source: RefSeq, a predicted model, not a curated record
ACGACGAGGAGGACGAGGACGGGAAGGGGAGCGUCUCGUGUGCCUGGAGAGCAUCUAGGACAACCACAGCUGAGGUCGUGGUCCCCGUCGUCACACAGAAACGAUGAGCAUCUCAGCCUUUUUGCAGAAUACCCAUCCGCUUUUUCGGUGGAAGCUGAGCUAUCCUCUUCCUCUACCAGCUCGGGCCCUACCAUUCACCGCCUGAAUCAGCCGCCAUCUGGUCACUGCUCACUCCCUUCCCCCCAGGUCACAGCCAGAGACAUGUGAGUUCUGCUGAUGACAAACCACAAUCAUUUCCUUAGCCUACCCGGGUUUCCAGGCCUAUGGAAAGGGAGCUGAUGUGUGCGUGUGAAGAAUUCUCCCAAGAGCAGACAGACUAAGAUUUUCCCACUUCCAAACCAGAACCCAGACGCUCGACCAAAAAGCCGAAACACCUGCCUCUUUAUGGGAACCCCUGGAUGAGUUCUACAGAAUUCCAAGAAGAUUGUUUGCUGAGAUUCUUUGCAGCGGAGGAGCAUGAAGCAAGAGAUGCCUCCCUCUACUCACUGAACCAGCAAGGUCUGCCAAAAUGUCUGAAAGAUCAGAUCUCCUUCACUUCAAGUUUGAAAAUUAUGGAGAUUCAAUGUUACAAAAAAUGAACAAAUUAAGAGAAGAAAACAAGUUUUGUGAUGUUACGGUUCACAUAGAUGACGUUGAGGUUCAGGGCCACAAAAUUGUUUUUGCUGCGGGCUCCCCUUUCUUAAGAGAUCAGUUUUUACUGAAUGACUCGAGGGAGGUGAAAAUCUCUAUAUUGCAGAGUUCAGAAGUGGGAAGGCAACUGCUGUUAUCCUGUUACAGCGGGAUUCUGGAGUUUCCCGAGAUGGAACUCGUCAAUUAUUUGACGGCGGCAAGCUUUCUCCAGAUGAGUCAUAUCGUAGAAAGAUGCACCCAGGCCCUGUGGAAGUUCAUAAAGCCCAAACAGCCAUUGGAGGGCAAAGAGGAAUGUGAGCAACACAGCGAUUCUUCAGAGUCCAAAGAUGACCGGGGAGGUGACCAGGAGUCUCAGAAGCAGGACUCGCCCUGCGUUCAGCCCUCCGAGGAUAGCAUGGACAUGGAGGACAGCGAUAUCCAGAUCGUCAAAGUGGAGUCUAUCGGCGAAGUGUCAGAGGUGAGAAAUAACAAGAAGGAACCGAGUCAGUUUGCCUCCCCUGAACCCGCUGCUUUGCAUUCGUCCGAACCUCAGCAUUCCUUAAUCAAUUCAACGGUGGAGAACAGAGUGAGCGAGAUCGAACAAAACCACCUCCACAACUACGCUCUCUCUUACGCAGGGAGCGACGGCGUCAUCCUGGCCUCCAAAGACCUGUUUGGCCCUAAUCCCCGGGGCGUCGACAAAGGCCUUCAGUGGCAUCACCAGUGCCCCAAGUGUACCAGGGUGUUUCGACAUCUGGAGAACUACGCCAACCAUUUAAAGAUGCAUAAACUCUUCAUGUGUUUGCUCUGCGGCAAGACUUUCACCCAGAAGGGCAAUCUCCACCGGCACAUGAGGGUCCAUGCCGGGAUUAAACCUUUCCAGUGCAAGAUCUGCGGGAAGACCUUUUCUCAGAAAUGCUCCCUCCAGGAUCAUCUCAACCUCCACAGUGGCGAUAAGCCCCACAAAUGUAACUACUGUGACAUGGUCUUUGCCCACAAACCCGUUUUGAGGAAACACCUUAAACAGCUACACGGUAAAAACAGCUUUGAUAAUGCAAAUGAAAGAAAUGUGCAAGACCUAACUGUGGACUUUGAUUCUUUUGCCUGUACCACUGUCUCAGACACCAAAGGGUGCCCGCCGCAACCCGAGGCCACCCAGGUUCUGGAUGCAGGUAAACUGGCCCAGGCUGUUCUCAGUUUAAGGAGUGACGGUGCCUGUGUUAAUUAGCUAGGUGUGGACACACACGGCUGUCUGACCAGGGAUGGGCGAGGAGUAGAGUGAGACCUGGGCAAUUAAUUGAAAGAGCAGGUACGGCGGGUCGGAUUCCCCAGAAGACCCUCCAGGUAGUCUGGGCUAAAGAAUGGGGGAAGAGCAGAGUGAGAUCUGGGCCACCGCGAAGGAGCGGGUCUGGCUGGUCGGGAGCCUCCAAAGACCCGCCGGGCGGUCUGGGCAAAAGCCUGGGGGAAGAGUAGAGCGAGAUCUGAGCUCUCGAAGGGGCAGGUGUGGCUAGCCGGAUUCCUCGAAAGACCAUCAGCUGGUCUGGGCAAAGUCCUGAGAGUGGGCCUGGCCACGUCCCAUUUAAAGCUGUCCCUCCGACUCCCCGUCCCGUCUCUGGGGGCGAAUGACUUUCUCCUCAUUUGUACCUUUUCCCGUCUCAAGGAGGACUCCAUCUGGGAUGCAUCACCUUGGCUUGUGUUUGGGGCCGACCUUGGCCCUCGGUCCUCCCGUGGGACGUGGUCAGAUAGUAGCAUUGAAGUAACCGCGUCUAUCCUCUGACCGUCAACCCUGUGCAGAGAGGAGAAGAAAGCCUUAGGAGGGGAGGGGCUGAGAUUCAAGUUGACCCUGCCGUGGUGCCCCCAAGAGCCGAUAGAACCGCUGGGGUUGGUUCAGUAGCUGAUUUCAUCUGUCUCUGUCCAGGGUCUCACAUUCUCCUCUCAAGCCAUUUGUGUUUGUGUUAAAGCUGUUUACAUGAAGUAUUUUGGUUCUUUCUACACCCUCUUCUAAAAAGCAGUAUUAUGCCCUCUCCCCGACAGUUCCAAGUUAUUCACGUAGAGCGGGGUUCCACGGGUACUAAGCCCAAAAACUUUGUGUCAGUGGGUCACCCGAUCAAAAAUCCUGCCGAUGCUCUUAAAGGCAAAGCUACCGAAGGCACGUUCACGUGCUGAGAAAUGGUGAUCUCUUGACAGUAAAACAGCUACUCCAGAAUCUAGGUACUUUGCUUCGAGCGAACCAUAGGCAGUUUGAGUUUGGGUUAUAAGAUGUGUUUUCCAUGUAUUAAUAUUGCCUUGUUGAUCCGGAAUUUUUCCAUAAAUCAUGAACACAUCAUCCUCUACUCCUAGGGUACCUUGAUCGGUAAUACUGCCGUCAACCCAUCACAAAAAGAGGCAAACUCAGGACUUUUCCCCCCCGGCAGGUACUCAUGCUCCACUCCCCAAUCUGCUACUAACUGAGACCACGUUGGUCAGUCUAUGUAGAUAGAACCGUUUUUCUUGAAGAAAAUGUUUGGGCCUGUAAGUUUGGGAGUUGUUUCUUGGUGUUGUGUUCCUUAGAUUUAGACAUGGUAGAUCUGUGACUAUGGUAUAGGUCAACAUGUGGCAGCAUACCCCUUCUUGGUCUAAAAAACAAUUAAUAAAUAAAAUACAUAGAAGAAACCGUACGAGGUCAAAAGAGAGACACUCUUACAAAAGUGGUACAGAAAGUGCUGUGCUCUUACUUUCUCCUCAGAUUCUCUGUUAUCCUCCAGAGGCACUGGUAGGCAUGAGCUGAAGGUUUUCGAGUAAAAUAGCUUUUGGGGGUUGAUUCCUUUUCAUCAAUUUUGUUUUUUUUCCUAUGGUGUUUAGCGCUUACUUUGUGCCUGGCACUGUUCUAAGCGCUGGGGCAGAUAUA